AUGGCGGCGGCGGCGGCGCACAGCGUGCGGGUGCUGCGGGAGCUGAACCGGCAGCGCGCGGCCGGGCAGUUCUGCGACGCGACGCUCGGCGUGGGCGGCCGCGAGUUCCGCGCGCACUGGCCGGUGCUCGCCAGCUGCUCCCGCUUCUUCCGCGCGCGCGGCCCCGGCGGGCCCGUGGCGCUGCCCGACGGCCUCGCCGACACCUUCCAGCUGCUGCUCGACUUCUUCUACACCGGGCGCCUGGCGCUCACGGCGCACAACCGCGCCCGCCUGCUGGCGGCCGCCGAGCAGCUCGGCGUGCCCGACGCCGUGGCGCUGUGCCGCGCCUUCCGCCCGCGGCCCCGCCGCGCCGCCGCCGCCCGCCCGGAGCCCGCGGCGGCCCCGCAGCCCGGCGGGCAGGCGGUGCGUGAGGGGGGCGGGAGGGGGGCGGCGGGGCCGGGGCCCGGCGGCGGGGGCGGCGCGGUGACGCCGCUUCCCUCGCAGGGCUCCCCCCCGGCCCCGGCGGAGGCGGCGGGCGGCGGCGGGCGGGGGGACGGCGACGCCGAGCAAUUCUCCGAGAAAAAGGCGCUGCGGAGCAAAAAAAGCCCCCCCGCCCCGGGAAAGGCGCCGGGAAGCAGAAAAGGUACAGCGGUGCCGGUAGAGUGCCCCACAUGUCAUAAAACCUUCCUCAGCAAAUAUUACCUUAAAGUGCACAACAGGAAACAUACUGGAGAGAAGCCAUUUGAGUGUUCCAAGUGUGGCAAAUGUUACUUUAGAAAAGAGAAUCUCAUGGAACAUGAAGCCAGGAACUGCAUGAACCGAUCAGAACAGGUGUUCACGUGCUCAGCGUGCCCGGAGGUGUUCAAGCGACGGAUGGAGCUGCGGCUGCACAUGGUGUCACACACUGGGGAAAUGCCAUACAAGUGCUCCUCGUGCUCGCAGCAGUUCAUGCAGAAGAAGGAUCUUCAGAGCCACAUGAUAAAGCUGCAUGGCGCACCCAAGCCCCACGCGUGCUCAACCUGCUCCAAGUGCUUUCUGUCCCGGACAGAGCUGCGCCUGCAUGAGGCCUUCAAGCACCGUGGAGAGAAGCUGUUUGUGUGUGAGGAGUGUGGGCACAGGGCCUCGAGCCGCAAUGGCCUGCAGAUGCACAUCAAGGCCAAGCACAGAAACGAGCGGCCCUAUGUGUGUGAGUUCUGCCACCACGCCUUCACACAAAAAGCCAACCUCAACAUGCACCUGCGCACACACACUGGCGAGAAGCCCUUCCAGUGCCACCUUUGCGGCAAGACCUUCCGGACACAAGCGAGCCUGGACAAGCACAACCGGACGCACACCGGCGAGCGGCCAUUCAGCUGUGAGUUUUGUGAGCAGCGUUUCACGGAGAAGGGGCCGCUGCUGAGACACAUCGCCAGCCGGCACCAGGAGGGGCGGCCCCACUUCUGCCACAUCUGCGGGAAGACGUUCAAAGCAGUGGAACAGCUGCGCGUCCAUAUCCGCCGGCACAAGGGCGUGAGGAAGUUUGAGUGCACUGAGUGUGGCUACAAGUUCACGCGGCAGGCUCACUUGAGGCGCCACAUGGAGAUCCAUGACCGCGUGGAGAACUACAACCCACGGCAGCGGAAGCUGAGGAACUUGAUCAUUGAGGACGAGAAGGAUGUGAUGGUGGUGCUGCAGCCGCCACCAGAGCUGGAGGUGGGCUCGGCCGAGGUGAUUGUGGAGUCACUGGCCCACAGGCCACUGCCCGAGGAGGUUCCUGCGCAGAGACUGUGCUCAGACGAGAACUUCUCCACGGCGGACGUGAUUGAGCAAUCUCUGAUUAUAACAACAACGAUUCCUGAAGACUGUGAGACGUAGUGCAGCCACCCUUCCACUGAAACACAGUAAAGUCUUGGGCUGAGCCAAUCUCUGCCA
This is a messenger RNA of Lepidothrix coronata (blue-crowned manakin), 1890 nucleotides long. It is a transcript of the gene ZBTB48, whose product is annotated as zinc finger and BTB domain containing 48. The record is from RefSeq and is a predicted model, not a curated record. Gene Ontology annotation, cellular component: nucleus. Gene Ontology annotation, molecular function: RNA polymerase II cis-regulatory region sequence-specific DNA binding; DNA-binding transcription factor activity, RNA polymerase II-specific; protein binding. Gene Ontology annotation, biological process: regulation of transcription by RNA polymerase II. NCBI's taxonomy places the organism in Eukaryota, Metazoa, Chordata, Aves, Passeriformes, Pipridae.